UAGGAGGCUUUCAUCCAUGUAUCGUGGGACGCUAAGAGGGAUUUCGAGUUGGAGAAGUGGAAAGGUGGUGAAGUAUAUGGGCCAGGCUCGUAGGAUGAUGGCGGAUCAUACCAGCCAGGAAAACCGAAGCGUUCAUUCAAGUAACAUCUCUGAAGUCCACAACGUCCCCAUGAGGGUGCUGAUCAGACCCAUCCCGUCUGUCCUGGAGGAGAGUAAGGUCCAGAGUCUGAUGGAAACCAUCCAGGAGGACGCAGACCUUGUGCCGCCCAUAGAUGUUCUCUGGAUCAACGGUCGUAAUGGAGGGGAUUAUUACUAUUCAUUUGGGGGAUGUCAUCGCUAUGCAGCUCACCAGAGGCUGAACAAAGAAACUAUAGCAGCCAAACUCAUCAAGUCUUCCGUCAGUGACUUGCGCACGUACCUUGGCUCCAGCACUCCAGAUCUCCUGUAAGAUGUCUACGGGCACUGACUUGACUUGAAAUAUGGGCUGAUCUGUAGCUUGAAGGACUCAGGUAGGAAGCACAGGUAUAAGGGGUCACUGAACCCCUUGGUAAAGUAUUCAAAGUGAGUCGCCAUUACCUGCAGCAUUCACUCUUGCUUUACUAUAAUUCUUUUCUCCAGCCUGUAGGGAAAACUCUGUCCUAUGUCCUAGAUGCUAUACGGAUCAGACUGCAGAAAAAAACAGCAAGAACAGAUUCACAAAUCAGUUUUCACCUCGUGGACAGUCUGAGGAAUAUUAUUUUGUAGAUUUCUUGGAUAGAGACAUAUUUUGGAAAUAUAUUUAAUGAAGAUGAAGAUAAUAGUUGUAUUGUACAACUUGAAUAUGUAAUAAAUAGAAUGUGAUAUUUAUUAAAU
Molecule: messenger RNA, 852 nt
Organism: Bufo bufo (common toad)
Lineage: Eukaryota; Metazoa; Chordata; Amphibia; Anura; Bufonidae
Gene: SRXN1
Product: sulfiredoxin 1
Exons: 2
Coding region: 17-448 (143 amino acids)
Biological process (GO): cellular response to oxidative stress
Cellular component (GO): cytoplasm
Molecular function (GO): sulfiredoxin activity
Source: RefSeq, a predicted model, not a curated record